CUUGGAAGUGACGGCGCUGUGUAGCUGUUUUGUCGGACGGAGCGUAACUUUACGGCUGCUUCGGGUGUGGCUUUAAACGUGAGAAAUCUGUGCGCGAGGCGGAUAGAACGCGGCUGACGACGAACCUGCGCGCGCGCGCGUCAGACACAGACAGACAGACAGAAGGUAAACCAUUCCUCUCCUGUGAGAAGUAUCGAGAGUGAGUCCAGCAGCUUAACCCUGCCGCUGGGAUCGGUGUGCUCGAUUCAACAGCUGGAAUAAUAGUGUGAAUGUGGUCCGAACCGCGCUGACGCUGCCCCGGUGGUCUGCUCCAAGGACUCGGUUCAGGUCCAGAAAGGAAAAGUUCGCUUUUUUCCCCCCCAGAGACACAGACAGCGGAACUCGGGUUUACCUAUGUUGACCCACUGAGUAACUAACGGGUCUUUCGGUGGAAACUAAAAUCGUUCGCUACUUCUUCUCCAAGUUUAAACCUUUGAAGGAACGAGUUUUUUUCUUCUUUUUCCCCAUUUUUUGUUCUUUUUAAGAGUUAGUCGCGCUUGCGGAUGAGCAGAACCCAUCCGCUUUCGUUCGUCGCAUCUCAUUAGGGGAAGUCAAGUCGCCUUGCUCAACUCGAGCGCUCGCGCCUUGCCUAAAUUACCGGAGGAGGGGGGGCCGUUCGGACUCCGUGGUUGAAUACUUUUUCUCCAGGUGUGUUUCCCCCGUCAGCUGCAGACCUGAAGCGCGCACUGGGAACCAUGGGCUGUACUGUGAGCCAGGAAGACAAAGCCGCGGCCGACAGGUCUAAAAUGAUCGACAAAAACCUGCGAGAAGAUGGAGAGAAGGCGGCGAGGGAAGUGAAACUGCUCCUGCUGGGUGCCGGGGAGUCGGGGAAGAGCACCAUUGUGAAGCAGAUGAAGAUUAUUCAUGAAGAUGGUUAUUCAGAAGAUGAGUGUAAGCAAUACAGAGCAGUUGUUUACAGCAACACCGUCCAGUCCAUCAUGGCUAUCAUCAAAGCCAUGACCAUCCUGCAUCUCGACUAUGAACGCCCUGAGAGAGAGGAAGAUGCCAAACGGCUCUUUAAGAUGGCUGCAGAAGCAGAGGAGCGGGGCGACCUCCCUGAAGAGUUGGCUAACAUUAUCAAGGACCUGUGGGCCGAUUCUGGCAUCCAGCAUUGCCUCACACGAGCUCGGGAGUAUCAACUCAACGACUCUGCCGCCUACUACCUGAAAGAUCUGGAGAGGAUAAGCAAGCCAGACUACAUCCCCACACAGCAGGACGUGCUGAGAACUCGUGUGAAGACCACCGGCAUCGUGGAAACGCACUUCACCUUCAAGGACCUGCAUUUCAAGAUGUUUGAUGUGGGGGGCCAGCGGUCAGAGAGGAAGAAGUGGAUCCACUGCUUCGAGGGAGUCACUGCCAUCAUUUUCUGCGUGGCCAUGAGUGCGUACGACCUGGUUCUGGCUGAGGACGAGGAGAUGAACCGGAUGCACGAGAGCAUGAAGCUGUUUGACUCCAUCUGCAACAACAAGUGGUUCACAGAGACCUCCAUCAUCCUCUUCCUCAACAAGAAGGAUCUGUUUGAGCAGAAGAUUGCCCACAGCCCUCUGACCAUCUGCUUCCCCGAGUACGAAGGACCCAACACGUACCAGGAGGCCCAGGCGUACAUCCAGACCAAGUUUGAGGAUCUAAACAAGAAGAAGGAAACCAAGGAAAUCUACACCCAUUUCACCUGCGCCACUGACACCAAGAACGUGCAGUUUGUCUUUGAUGCCGUCACCGAUGUCAUCAUCAAGAACAACCUGAAGGACUGCGGCCUCUUCUGAAAACAAGCUGCAGAAAUGCUCAAGCUUACUUGAACAGUUCUGAUGAGCGUCAUUUGACCGUACAUGCAUCAUGAUGUCACCGCCUGACCACCACAUCUGCUUUGACCUGCUUUUUCUAAAGACACCUGAGAGACUACAAACCCUGACGAGCACUGCAGAUUUUCAACAAUCACUCAUCCAGUCGCUCGGGUUAACACCUCUUUGGACGACGACCACCAAAAACAAAACAAAAAAAACAAACCUUUUGUUGUUCUUUUUCUGUAUGUUCAGUUAUUGGAAGAGGGAAAGACAAACUGUUUUCUAUAAAUGCAUUCCUUUUAUUUUAGGAGAUUCCGAUGGUCAAAAUAAUAAACUUUUAAUUAGAUAAGAACUGUUUUUAAGAGGUGAAGCACAUGCACGGACAGAACAACAAUGCAUGUGUGGAUAGGGAUUUCUUUUAAUGAUGUUUCCAUCAGUUCUUCAUUCAUAGCCAAACUAUCGUUGUGCGUGAUUCCACAUGACCAAUAUUACAUUCUGCAGGAUUCCUCUAAUAUUUCCUCCAAAUGAUUUUUAAAAAAAUGUUUUUAAGUUGGUUGUUUUUUUUUACUGCUUUACCUGCAGGGAGGAAUUCCGGCAAAUUUCUAAUGUGUAUUUAAAAAUGUGUGUACUUACCCUUCUAUCACUUUUUAAAGCAUCAUAUCUAUUUCUACUGCAGUAUGUUUGUGCCUUUACUUCUGUUUACAACCAGUUUUUUUUUCUUUUUCUUUCUUUCACCUAUGAAAAUAUGAUUGUUAAUGAAAGACUAAAAUUUA
Messenger RNA from Oryzias latipes (Japanese medaka), 2593 nucleotides. It is a transcript of the gene gnai2, whose product is annotated as guanine nucleotide-binding protein G(i) subunit alpha 2. NCBI's taxonomy places the organism in Eukaryota, Metazoa, Chordata, Actinopteri, Beloniformes, Adrianichthyidae. Gene Ontology annotation, cellular component: heterotrimeric G-protein complex; cytoplasm. Gene Ontology annotation, molecular function: GTP binding; G protein-coupled receptor binding; G-protein beta/gamma-subunit complex binding. Gene Ontology annotation, biological process: gamma-aminobutyric acid signaling pathway; G protein-coupled adenosine receptor signaling pathway; adenylate cyclase-inhibiting G protein-coupled receptor signaling pathway. The record is from RefSeq and is a predicted model, not a curated record.